Messenger RNA from Meriones unguiculatus (Mongolian gerbil), 3530 nucleotides. RefSeq names its product protein O-fucosyltransferase 1 (gene Pofut1). Gene Ontology annotation, molecular function: peptide-O-fucosyltransferase activity. NCBI's taxonomy places the organism in Eukaryota, Metazoa, Chordata, Mammalia, Rodentia, Muridae. The coding region runs from base 85 to 1266 and encodes 393 amino acids. The record is from RefSeq and is a predicted model, not a curated record. Gene Ontology annotation, biological process: Notch signaling pathway; regulation of Notch signaling pathway; protein O-linked glycosylation via fucose. Gene Ontology annotation, cellular component: endoplasmic reticulum. The transcript is spliced from 7 exons.
CGCCGGGAGCGGGGCGGCUACUCGCGCCUCUCCUUUCCCCCUCCCCGCCUCCCGGCCGCCGCGCUCUGGGGCUCUGCCGCCGACAUGGGCGCCGCCGCGUGGGCACCGCCACACCUGCUGCUGCGGGCGUUUUUCCUGCUGCUGUUGUUGCCGCUGCCGCUCCGGGGGCGGUCGGCGGGCUCCUGGGACCUGGCCGGUUACCUGCUCUACUGUCCUUGCAUGGGGCGCUUUGGGAACCAGGCCGAUCACUUCUUGGGCUCCUUGGCAUUUGCAAAGCUGCUGAACCGCACCUUGGCUGUACCUCCGUGGAUUGAGUACCAGCAUCACAAGCCUCCUUUCACCAAUCUCCAUGUGCCCUACCAGAAGUACUUCAAGCUGGAGCCUCUCCGAGCCUACCAUCGAGUUAUCAGCCUGGAGGACUUCAUGGAAAAGCUGGCACCUACCCAUUGGCCGCCCGAAAAACGGGUGGCAUACUGUUUUGAGGUGGCGGCCCAGCGAAGUCCUGAUAAGAAGACAUGUCCCAUGAAGGAAGGAAAUCCUUUUGGGCCGUUCUGGGACCAGUUUCAUGUGAGUUUCAAUAAGUCGGAGCUGUUCACAGGCAUUUCCUUCAGCACCUCCUACAAAGAACAAUGGAUCCAGAGAUUUCCUCCAAAGGAACAUCCAGUGCUCGCACUGCCAGGUGCCCCAGCACAGUUCCCCGUCCUGGAGGAACACAGGGAACUCCAGAAGUAUAUGGUGUGGUCUGAUGAGAUGGUGAGCACAGGAGAGGCCCAGAUCAGCACCCACCUCAUCCGCCCCUAUGUGGGCAUUCAUCUUCGAAUUGGCUCCGACUGGAAGAAUGCCUGUGCCAUGCUGAAAGAUGGGACUGCAGGAUCACACUUCAUGGCUUCCCCUCAGUGUGUGGGCUACAGCCGCAGCACAGCAAUCCCCCUCACCACGACCAUGUGCCUCCCUGAUCUAAAGGAAAUCCAGCGGGCUGUGAGGCUUUGGGUGAAGGCGGUGAAUGCCAGGUCGGUCUACAUCGCCACAGACUCCGAGAGCUAUGUGCCAGAGAUCCAGCAGCUCUUCAGAGAGAAGGUGAAGGUCGUGAGCCUGAAGCCUGAGGUGGCCCAGAUCGACCUGUACAUCCUUGGUCAGGCUGACCACUUCAUUGGAAACUGUGUCUCCUCAUUCACUGCCUUUGUGAAGCGGGAGCGGGACUUGCAUGGGAGGCAGUCAUCCUUUUUUGGCAUGGACAGACCCUCUCAGCUUCGGGAUGAAUUUUGAUCCCAUCUGCAGCCCCCCAGCCAGGCUUGGCAGCUAAAGCUGCUCCUGGGACUGCAAGCUCCUUUUCUCUCCUGCCAGAGAAGGAGAACAGUACCAUCGACUUCCUAAAAGAGAAGGCAUUCCAUCCCAGCUGCGGGCUCCCAUACUCCACAGCCAGAGCUACUCUCAGCUGCGUGUGCUUCCAGCAAACACACAUCCAAAGCAGCCCUCCUCUUGCCUGGGGCUUGCCCUGCUCUGAGUGCCUGCAUCCGUGAACUCUCUCUCAAGCAGUUACUUUAUAAAGAGGAAGGAGUGAAAUUAAAUGAUCUCUUACAGCCCAGGCUGGCCCGAACUCCUGGUCCCACUGCCUCUACCUCCUAAGUGCUGAGAUUACAGGUGUCUACUAGGACACCCUGCUGAUCUCUGUAGUUUUGAUGCAAAGCCAUGACUACUGAAAACUCCCUUGUUUUUAAAAGUCAGUGGAGUCCAUUAGCACAGAUACUUAAAGUGACCUUAUAAAUGCAGACAAAGCCAAGGAGCAGGUGGUCCUAUUGGCCACUUUUCCAGUGAACCCCUAAAGGACCCUCAGAUUCAUCCCCACUGCCAGGCCCAACCACCAUCAUCCCUUGGCUCCUCUGUUGUGAGCACUGCAGCAGCUGUUAACAGUGCUUGUUAACUGUUAACAAGAGCAUGUUGUGCAGUGCUCCAGGGGCAUGUAAGUGCUCACACAGCAGGUGAUGGUGUUAGGGCCUCUGCACCAUCACUGUGGCACUGGCAGGGUGCUCUGAAGGCUGCUGCUGUCUCUAAGAUCUUCCCAGCCUCUGCCCUGUGCUCGCAGCCCUCACAUCAGCUCUUCCCCAAGGACAUUCAGCCAAGCCUCUGACAUAUCCAUGCAUAGAGGCCCUGUGAAGCCCCCGCUGGAAGCAGCCUUUGCCCUGUCAGCCAGUGCACUGCCUUCUGACGCUGCAGUUCUCAUUCCCAAGAGGUGAGUUCUAGGUGGUUGAUCAGGUGGUUCUGUAUCCUGCCUGCACAGGGACUUGUAGAGGCUGUGGCCCCUGUGGGUAGCCAUGCAGACCAUCCUGAUUGGCACAGUAUUGUUGAAGAGCUGGUAUUGGGGCUCUUGCCUGUGGCAAGCACUGUACUCUUUGCCCCAGUUUCUCCCCUGUAGGUAUUGAAGCUAACAGACUAUAAGCUUCAUGUCAGCUAGUCCGCUUUGUAAAUCUGAAAGAGACCAAGACCCCUAUGUGGCCAUUGUGGAAUUUAAGUGCUGCUUAUUGCCAAAUCCCCCAGAGCAGGCCUAUGCCUUACUGGCAUCCUUUUGUUUAGUUUGCCCCUAGUAUUAUCCUUCUCUUUCUGACAAAAAAAAAAAAAAGUGAAUGUUCAGAGAAUUAUGCUUCCAGGGCUGCACAGCUGUGGGUGGUAAGCCAGACCUGACCUUCCAGAAGUCAGUUCUCUCAGCCACUUAGCUCCGUGUGUUGCCUCCCAGGACACCCUGUGCACAGGAGGACACUAGGGAAAUGAUGGGUCACCUGGCGGCUGCUGCAUACCUGCUGUUAGCUUCUGCUGCCAGGUCUAGGAGGAAGAGACACCGGAAACAGGAAGCCCACCAGUACCUUCCGGUUAGUUACCUGAUUUCAUUCAGCAGAUGUUUACUGAUCAUCUACUGUGUGCUAGGGAGAAGGGAUGCAGCAGAGAAAGCUCAAAGGAUUGGGGUUGUAUUCAGAAAGGAAGACUGUGGACGGGAAGUGCUGUGAAGAAAGCCAGGGAUAUGGGCACAGGGAACUUACUCAGCUAAGGAGUCCACACAUUUCCUGGCAACAAGCAUGGCAUGUGCCAAGGCCCUGGGGCAGGAAGGGGCCAUAGCAAAGGAUCAGCAAGGCAGUGAGGGAGCAGCAGUAGAUGAGCAGAGAGGUGACAUCUCAUAGAUUAACUUUGUUUGGGGCCACAGGGCCUUUCUCCACAGGUUCUGGACCGAAGUGGGAGAUGUGGCCUGUGUUUAUGAGUCCCUGUACCUGGUACUUGGGGAGGAAGUAGGAGAGAGGAGGAGUAAAGCAGAGGCUGGUGCUGGCUGUAGGCAAGAGGCCAGGCCAGGCCAUCACGCCUGAUGUGGGAAAAGAGAUUACAUUCUGAGUAUAUCAUGUUAUUUUUGUAAUUCAAUCUUUUUUUAAAGAUAGCAAUCUACAUAACCAUGCAGUAUAUACCAUUUAAUGUCUUGGGUUUUUACUUAACUGUACAUCAAAUUUUCCCUGAAUUGCUGAAUAAAUGCUUGUAAUUAUAUAAACGUC